AAAAUACAAAGUUAUGGACAAAAACGAUGACAUUAAUAACAACAGUAUUGUUCGGCCGUUUGAUUGCAUUAAACCGAUAUYUGCUAAACAAAAAUUGCGGUUAACUAUUGAUAGCAAUGUUUGCGAUCGUGUUUUGACAUCUUUUUCUGAACCAAUUAUACAGACAAGUGAUCCACAGUUUUCUCGAAUUCUUAGAGAUAUUUCGGACGGAAUUCGUUAUGUUUUUCAGACUAGAAAUCGGUAUUCAUUGGCCAUCAAUGGGUCGGGAGUGUCGGCAAUGGAAACCAUUGUCACAAACAUAAUGCAAUCGAAACAAACAUUACUAGUAUUAGAACACGGAAUACCUGUUCUCGAUAUGACCACAAUUGGAGAAACUCAUGGAUUCAAAGUCAUCGAAUCAAACGUUAGACAAUUUGGUCACGUCUUUGAUUUAAGACAUAUCAAAGAUGUCAUCGAAACACAUAAACCGAAUGCGCUGUUUAUAAGUCACGGAAACUCAAGUAUUGGAACACUUCAACCGCUCGAAGGCAUCGGACAGAUAUGUCAUGAAAACGGGUGUCUUCUAGUAGUAGACGUCAGUUCAUCGGUUUGUUGUUCAUCACUUAAUACGGAUCAACUGGCAAUUGAUGUGAUAUUCAGUUCGUCUACAAAAGCACUGUCAUUACCGCCGGGACUGUCUAUCGUUAGUCUGAGUGACAGAGCUGUCAAUUGUAUGGAAAGUCGCAAAUUUGGUUCAAAUAAUAUGAAUAUUCUCUUAAUGGCAAAGACUUGGGGUUUGACUGAACACAAAAUCAAGAAUAAAAUGUAUGACUUUUUGCCUCCAUUUCCACUAUUGAAUGGACUGAAAGAGACUUUGACAAUGAUUGCUGAGGAAGGACUGUUGAAUGUCAUAGAAAGACAUAAAAUUAUCAGUUUAUCUCUUGAACAUCACAUCAUUGCUUUGGGUCUCAAGUUUUUGGUAGAACUGAAGCAAAACAGGAUUCCUGGGAUCACAUCUCUAGUUAUUCCCAAAAAUAUCAACAGUGAUCAUCUGAUUCGGUAUAUAAGCGAUAAAUAUAAUGUCGAAAUAUCGUCGACAACAGAGUCGAGAAUCGGCCAAAUUUGGACAAUCGCUUUGUUCGGCAGUAAUGCCGACCAUUUGUGCGUCACUUUCUUAUUUUUUAUGGCCCGUGAGGGGAUCGAACCCGCGACUUCCGCGUUAUUAGCACGGCGCUCUAACCAACUGAGCUAA
This is a messenger RNA of Oppia nitens, 1231 nucleotides long. Its product is annotated as alanine--glyoxylate aminotransferase-like. The transcript is spliced from 4 exons. Gene Ontology annotation, molecular function: L-alanine:glyoxylate transaminase activity; L-serine:pyruvate transaminase activity. The coding region runs from base 14 to 1231 and encodes 405 amino acids. The record is from RefSeq and is a predicted model, not a curated record. Gene Ontology annotation, cellular component: peroxisome. Lineage: Eukaryota; Metazoa; Arthropoda; Arachnida; Sarcoptiformes; Oppiidae.